UGUCCACUUUCGAUUCGGAAGCUCUCUCCAUCCCGCGCUACCAAUGGCUUAGAGGCCUUGAGAUGCGGUUGCGUCAUAUCUAGAUUUCUAGGUGGCUUGUGGGCUCAAGAAGCAAAUAUAAGAGCCUGUUCUUCCUGCUGGCCCACUGUCAGAUCGUCAUAGCAUAUCCUACAUCCUCGACCUUAUCUCUUGCAAUUUCGAACAGAUACUUUGUUUUCUAAAGACAGCUAGGAAAGAUAAGACCAAACAGAAUGACUACCCAACCUAUUCAUUCAACCGGCCGUGGAGGCGCUGGCAAUAUCGGACCAGACAGCGCCCUCUACACUGACGGCGGACUCGUUCGCGAAGGCGUCCAAGGCGAGUCCGUUGACGGCGACUUCUCUACCGGUCGAGGUGGUGCUGGUAACAUUGGCAAGUCGCCUCGCCUGGGACCACAGCCCAGCGAAGGCCGUCGCUCGGUCGACUUAGUUCCAGAGAUCAAUACGCGUGAGCCUCAGGACGAGUUCCACACCGGCCGCGGCGGGGCUGGAAACGUUUACAAGGAGAAAUAUGGUGGACACAGCUCUCCCGACGGUCGUAAGCCCGGUUUGACCGACAAGGUCAAGCAUGUGCUUCAUCUUGACGGCAAGAAGGAGAAGCAGGAGCCCUCGCCCUUGGCCCAGAACGAGACGACAAAGUAGAUAUGAUACCCAAUACUGAACGAAAUGAGCGAGCUUUUGGAGGAGGGUAAUGGUAUAAGCGCUGUAGACCGUGAUGAUACCUAGGGC
This is a messenger RNA of Cucurbitaria berberidis CBS 394.84, 767 nucleotides long. RefSeq lists its product as uncharacterized. The transcript has 3 exons. Bases 252 to 680 code for a protein of 142 amino acids. The record is from RefSeq and is a predicted model, not a curated record. Lineage: Eukaryota; Fungi; Ascomycota; Dothideomycetes; Pleosporales; Cucurbitariaceae.